Molecule: messenger RNA, 349 nt
Organism: Pyricularia pennisetigena
Lineage: Eukaryota; Fungi; Ascomycota; Sordariomycetes; Magnaporthales; Pyriculariaceae
Exons: 2
Coding region: 26-349 (107 amino acids)
Source: RefSeq, a predicted model, not a curated record
UAAUCAUCAGAUAUUUCGUCCUCCGAUGGGCUCUCGGGCUGUUGCUGCUCAACCUUCCGUCGCUUUCGACUCGCCCUGCUGGCCACGUCCAUUCCCUGUUGAGUUCUGCUGCAAAGUACCCAGGCGACGUCCGCUGCAUGUACACCGAGGUCCUCUGAUUCCCAAUGGCUCUAGGAAUCCCUCUACUGGAGAAGCCGUCAAUGCCGCUGCUAGUAUGGCUGUUGUUGAAGCUCUCGCUAUGAUUGUGAACGGAAAUGCCCGAUUGGCGACCGGAUAUGUGAUGCUCUCCAGCAAAUAUGUCUCUGACAGAACCAUCAUGGCGAGUAGACUCAGCAAACCGAUCCGCUAG